AUGGCCGACGCAGAGCUGGAGGAGAUCCGACGAGCGCGUCUGGCGCAGCUCCAGCAACAAGGUGGCCCGGGAGCGGGACCCUCCGGCCAAGAGGGCGGCCAGGAAGAACAGAGGAAACAAGCUGAAUCUGAACGCCGCGCCGCAAUCAUAACCCAAAUCCUCGACCCCGCCGCACAGGAUCGACUCGGCCGCAUCCGCCUCGUCAAGGAACAGCGCGCCACCGAGAUUGAGAACCGCUUGAUCAUGCUGGCGCAGACGGGCCAGAUCCGGCAGAAGGUCACCGAAGAACAGCUGAAGGAGCUGUUGAACGCCGUUGCUGAGAACCAGCGCAAGGAGGAGGAGGAGCAGAAGAUUGUGAUUACUCGGCGCAAGGGCGGGUGGGAUGAUGAUGACGAUGAUCUGCUGGAUUUGUGA
Penicillium riverlandense is the source of this 414-nucleotide messenger RNA. RefSeq names its product DNA-binding protein. The record is from RefSeq and is a predicted model, not a curated record. The transcript is spliced from 4 exons. NCBI's taxonomy places the organism in Eukaryota, Fungi, Ascomycota, Eurotiomycetes, Eurotiales, Aspergillaceae. Gene Ontology annotation, molecular function: DNA binding. Gene Ontology annotation, cellular component: nucleus; cytosol. The coding region runs from base 1 to 414 and encodes 137 amino acids.